AUGACUAACGAGUCAGCUGGCUCUGAUAUACCAUGCCAAAUUCCAUACCGACGCUCAAAGGACGGCUGUCAGGCUUGUCGGCGCCGCAAGAAGAAGUGCGAUGAAGUCCAUCCAAUCUGCGGGGGCUGCACCAGGAACAGUCUAUCUUGCCACUGGUCGGACGACGAUGCAAACCAGCCCAUCACACGCCGCAGGAGACGUCUUUGCCAAAGCGAACUGUGGCCCCGUUCGUUGGAUAUCCCACGAGAGCUCGGCGGAAUGGUUACUGUCUUUGCCGUUCCCAGUCGCCCAAUACUCCGCCGUCUCCUAACUCACUUCACAGAGGGAAGUGCGUUGUGGAUGUCGAUUAGUCCUCACCGUCACAAGAGGUUCCUACACCACGUGGUUUCCACUGCUGUGGGGAGCUCUUUGACGAUGAGCUGUGUUCUUGCCGUCUCGGCUGCCGAUCUGCUCAAGUACGAGACACAGGAGCCAGAACUGAGAAUGAUAUCCCUUGAUCUAUAUGGUAAAGCGGUCUCUGAGGUCAGAUCUAACAUUAAUCAUGAAUUGGCCUGCGAGAAAGACCGGCCUCUAUCGGAUGAUAUUGUGCUUGCCGUACUACUAUUAUGCGUACACGAGACCCAUAACUUUUCGGAUACCAGUCGAUUGCUACCUCAUCUCAACGCUGCGGCUUUCCUUUUGCAGCAGCGACUAUCCUCAACCCCGUCCAAUGUCCAACUGCGAACGUUUCUCUUCGAGCUCUUCUCGUACUUCUUCGCGUUGACUGCCUUUUCACAUGGACCGAGCCUCGCACUCACUCCAGCCGGCGAGGUAUUCGACCUGAUUUCAGCCAGUUCCAACCAUCUACUUGACCAGGGAAUGCUUUUAGGGCCAUCUCAGGCGCUGAUCACCACCAUAUUUCAGGUCACUCGGUUUGUAGUGCGCGCGCACUCCAUGAUGUACGGGCUGUUCCGUUCGGAGCUCGCAAUUAUAGAGCACCAACUACGGAACCCUCGCAACUUGACCGACCGUGCUACGGGUGAAUCAGACGAUCAGCCUCAUCAAUCGGAAGGAAGAAUUGUCUAUUCUCAAGAAGACACGACACUGUUUGAGCUUUACCGACUCUCGUGCCUGGUAUACGUCAAGCAAAUUCUUGAUCCCGAUGUCCACCCUAGCGACCAUGAGCUUCAGCAUCUGGUGAAUUCAUUUGUCGAUGAACUCAGUACCCUUGAGGGUGACUCACCCUUAAAUGGGAUCUUAACGUGGCCGCUGCUGGUUAUUGGUCUUUGCGCAGUGACUCGCGCCCAACAGUGCCUCAUCAUGGCGCGGCUGCGCCAAACAUACAAGAUCUGGAGAACGGACAUUUUCACUACCACGAUGGAUUUCCUCCGCCAGCGAUGGAGUCUCUUUGCCACUGAAAUAGAGUCACAGCAACACAAGGAUACUCACCAAGCAAUGUUUCAAUAUGAUUGCCGUGGGCCUUCGGGAUCACAUUACACCUUCGAAAACCUUCCCCUGCAGGUCGUCCUUGUUUAG
Molecule: messenger RNA, 1515 nt
Organism: Aspergillus versicolor CBS 583.65
Lineage: Eukaryota; Fungi; Ascomycota; Eurotiomycetes; Eurotiales; Aspergillaceae
Product: Zn(II)2Cys6 transcription factor
Exons: 3
Coding region: 1-1515 (504 amino acids)
Biological process (GO): positive regulation of transcription by RNA polymerase II
Cellular component (GO): nucleus
Molecular function (GO): DNA-binding transcription factor activity, RNA polymerase II-specific; transcription cis-regulatory region binding; zinc ion binding
Source: RefSeq, a predicted model, not a curated record